CCUCCAAGGCUAAUAUUUCUGUCAAAGGCUCGAUUCACAUUAAUAAUCUAGCAUUGUGGAUCUGGAAGUGAACACCAGCCUCACUCCACAUAGCUGUCCUGCAAACUCUGAUGCUUCUUCCCAUACUCUAUUGCAGGCAGCCAGAUAAAUCUAGGAACUCUAGAAAUCUCCAUACCUGGAUUCUGGGAAUUCAUUCGCACAGACUUCUGGGAAACGUAGUCUUUGGUACUGUGACAUCACAGGAAGCCGUCCAGGAAAUCCCAGUCUGUCUUUUGGUUUAUACACGUCUUGCUGUCUCUAAGCCACACCUGGUAACAUUUCUGGAGCAAACACAAGGGCCUGGGGAUGUGAAGAGACAAGCAACAGACACUGUGUACCCAGGAACAAUACCAAAUGACUGUAACAAUUAUAGCAUGGCCAUUGACUGUAACUCACUCCUUACUCAACGCCAGAGAAUUCAUACAGGGGAGAAACCCUACAAGUGUGAAAUAUGUGGAAAAGCACUGAGUUCUCAAAAAACCCUAUCUAUACACCAGAGGCUCCAUACUGGAGACAAACCCUAUAUGUGUAAAGAAUGUCAUAAGGUGUUUAGUACUCGUUCAUCACUUUCUAUACACCAGAAAAAUCAUACUGAUGAAAAGACGUACAAGUGUGAAGAAUGUGGCAAAUCAUUUUACUAUCCUUCAAUGCUGAAGCAUCAUCAAAGAAUUCAUUCUGGAGACAAACCCUACAAGUGUGAAGGAUGUGGCAGAGCUUUUUAUUAUCCUUCAUUCCUGAAGCGACAUCAAAGAACUCAUUGUGGACAGAAACCAUACAAAUGUCAAGAAUGUGGGCAGAUGUUUUCCUGUGCUUUAAUCCUUAAUAAACACAAACGAAUUCAUAUUGAUGAGAAACCCUACAAGUGUGAACUGUGUGGAAAAGGAUUUACUAGGCCUUCUGUCCUUUCUGAGCACAAAAUAUGUCAUACUGGAGAGAAACCCUACAAGUGUAAAGAAUGUUACAAAUGUUUUUCCUCUUCUUCAACCCUGAGAAAUCAUCAAAGAAUUCACUCUGAAGACAAUCACUACACAUGUAGUGAAUGUGGCAGAGCCUUCUACACGCUUUAUGCCCUUACUCAGCACAAGUUUGUUCAUUCUGGAGAGAAGCCAUUCAAGUGUGAAGAAUGUGGGAAAGCUUUUUAUGAUCCUUCAUACCUGAAGAAACAUCAAAGCGCUCACUGUGGGCAGAAACUGUACAAGUGUGAAGAGUGUGGAAAAACAUUUUUCUCUGCUUUAGUCCUUAACAAACAUAAACUAAUUCAUUCUGGCGAGAAACCCUACAAGUGUGAACUGUGUGGAAAAGGAUUUACUAAGCCUUCUUUCCUUUUUGACCACAAAAUAUCUCAUACUGGAAAGAAACCCUACAAGUGUGAAGAGUGUGACAGAUGUUUCUCCACUUCUUCAACCCUAAGAAGACAUCAAAGAAUUCACUCUGAAGACAAUCCCUACAAGUGUGAGGAAUGUGGCAGAGCCUUUUACAUGCUUUAUACCCUUACUCAGCACAAGUUUAUUCAUUCUGGAGAGAAACCCUACAAGUGUGAAGAAUGUGGGAAAGCUUUUUCUUAUAAUUCUAUCCUGAUCCAGCACAAAUUAAGUCAUACUGCAGUGAAAUCUUAUCAGUGUGAAGAAUGUGGGAAAAUGUUUUACCCUACUUCAAAACUAAAGAAACAUAGAAAAAUUCAUUAUAAAGAGAAACUGUAGAAAUGUGAAUUCUGUGGAAAUGCCUUUUCUAGUAAUUCUUCCCUGGUUCAGCAUAAAAUAGUUCAUACUAGAGAAAUGUCCCAAGUAUGAAGAAUGUUUUCCUGUACCUCAAAACUGAAGAGACACAAAGGAACUCAUUGUCAAGAGAAACCUUUCAAAUGUGAAAUAUGUGGUAAGGACUUUUGUACUCACCCAGAACUUUCUGUACAUAAGAGAAUUGAUGCCAAUAAGCUACCACACAGUGUGAGGAAUGUGGAAAAACAUCUUCUAGGCUCUCAUACCUUACACUUCACACAUACAUCAUUUCAGGGAGAAAUCUUAUAAAUGUGAAGAAUGUGGCAAAAUGCUUUACUUGAUUUGGGCCUUAAAAAAGCACUACAAAAUUCAUACUGGAGAAAAACCAUACUAGUAUGAAGAAUGUCACAAAGCCUUUAGUACACAAACAACCCUCAAGAGACACAAGACAGUUCAUACUGGAAAGAAACCCUACAAGUGUGAACUGUGUGGAAAAGGAUUUACUAAGCCUUUUGUAAUUACUGAGCACAAGAUAGCUCAAACUGGAGAGAAACCCAUAAGUGUGAGUUAUGUGGCAAAGGUUUUGCCUAUUCUUCAGACUUUAAAGCACAUGAAAUAAUUCAUUCUGAAGACAGUUGCUACACGUGUGGGGAAUGUGGCAAAGCCUUUACCAAACUUUGUAUAUUUACUCAACACAAAUUUGUUCAUAUUGGAGAGACACCAUACAGGUGUGAAGAGUAUGGCAAAGGAUUUUCUAGUCCUUCAUAUCUUAAGGGACAUAAAACAAUUCAUUCUGAAGAGACUGCCUUCAAGUGUGGAGAAUGUGGCAAAGGGUUUGUGAAUCAUUAUACCCUUUUUCAACAAUAAGACACACACACACAUAUGAUUAUAGAAUAUUCCUCUUGUACAGUGUAAAAAUGUAUCACUGGAAUUGGUUUAAUAAAAUGUUGAUUGGCCAGUAGCCAGGCAGGAAGUAUAGGUGAGGCAACCAAACUAAGAAUGGUGGGAAGGAGAUGCAUGGAAUGAGGACUUGUGAGCCAGAUCCAGAGGGAGCAGAAGAUGAAUGUGUCAUGCUUAUAAAGGUACCGACAUGUGGCUGAGUAUAAAUAAGGAAUAUGGGUUAACUUAAAAUGUAAAAGCAAGUUAG
Messenger RNA from Onychomys torridus (southern grasshopper mouse), 2901 nucleotides. Its product is annotated as zinc finger protein 58-like. The record is from RefSeq and is a predicted model, not a curated record. The transcript is spliced from 3 exons. NCBI's taxonomy places the organism in Eukaryota, Metazoa, Chordata, Mammalia, Rodentia, Cricetidae. The coding region runs from base 111 to 1739 and encodes 542 amino acids.